AGUGAAAACAACCCACCUCUACUCAUACACAAGUGAAAUAAGAAAUUUUUUUGACAAAAAGUUCUUAAAGUCAGUGAAAAAUAAAAAUUGAAAAUCAACAAAUUAAGUUGUUCAAAGUGAUAAAUAAUUAUACCAAAAUGGCAUUACUACCACUGUUGAUUGAAUUGAACGACGAAUUGUCCCAACCAUCAUUUAGCCGUUGGAACAACUUUGGUCGUGGAAUCUAUUCGCACGAAUUGGAUUCGUUCCCGUCGCUUUUGAACCAAUACUACACCGGCUAUCAGCGAUGUCCCCGACUCCGCAAUUCCGGUGAUUCUGCUAACGUUCCCAAGUCAUCGAUCGGAAAGGACGGUUUCCAAGUGUGCAUGGAUGUCCAACAAUUCGCGCCGAAUGAAAUUUCCGUGAAAACUGUCGACAAUACCAUCGUGGUUGAGGCGAAGCAUGAGGAACGCCAAGAUGAACACGGCUACAUUUCACGUCAAUUCAAGCGUCGUUAUGCCCUUCCGAAAGGAUUCAACAUCAAAGACGUGGUCACUCAAUUGUCGUCCGAUGGCAUUCUAACCAUUAAAGCUCCGCCAGAGGUGAAGGCAGUCGAUGAAGGAAAUGUACGCGUCCUGCAAAUUCAACAGACCGGUCCAGCUCGUUUGAACAGCGGUAACAAGGAUAGUGGCAAAUUAAGUGAGGAGGAGCAGGCUGAGGUACCAAAGAAAUAAACUGC
Bradysia coprophila is the source of this 718-nucleotide messenger RNA. RefSeq names its product heat shock protein 27-like. Gene Ontology annotation, cellular component: nucleus; cytoplasm. Lineage: Eukaryota; Metazoa; Arthropoda; Insecta; Diptera; Sciaridae. Gene Ontology annotation, biological process: protein refolding; response to heat. The record is from RefSeq and is a predicted model, not a curated record.